ACGAAUCGGAAUAAAAAAUUAAAAUGAAUUUUUCUUCUUAUACGCGUAUAUUUGCAAUAUUGUUAAUUGUAUUACAAGUGAAUAGCACGGUAAAUAUGUUAAAGCAAAUAAAUAUAAAUACUAAGUUAAUAUUUUAUUCAGUGCAUCCAUAACUCAAAAGAAUUGGAUGAUCAAUGCAGUACCUAUUGCUAUCAAGUCGUGAAACCCCUUCUAAAAUACGUAAACACGGUUCAAUCAAUGACACAAGAACAUAAUCAGCUGCAGCAUAUUAUCAAGUUGCAAGUAGAAUCAAUAAAGAAUCUAAAUGAAUUGAUAAAAUCUAAAGACAAAUUGAGUGAAUCGUGUGAAAGUCAAAAUCAAUAUCAAAAGAAACUUAUUGAUCAAUAUGAGAUUCAAUUAACUACCUUAAAAUUAUAAAUCUCUUCGAAAGAUAAAGAGAUUAAAGAUUUGAAAUCUCAGAAUGAAAAAACAAAAGAACUUCAAACUCAAAUCACAGCAACUAAACAAGCAUCCAGCCGCUUCGGCAAUUCGGCGAAUAUUCAGACCUUAAGAGUCCCCAUAAUUGAAACAAUGGCAGUUCCUUGUGAUUCGAACUUACCUGAAGCUGGAGCUGGUUGGACUGUUAUCCAGUGUCGUAAGGAUGGAAGUGUGAAUUUUAAUAGAACGUGGUCAGAAUAUAGAGAAGGCUUUGGAAAUCUUCAUGGUGAAUUCUUUCUUGGACUGGAGAAGAUUCAUUUGCUAACACAAUCCCAACCACAUGAAUUGUUUGUAUUCCUUGGAGACUUUUUUAAUGAAACCCGAUAUGCCCGAUAUAACAACUUUGUCAUUGGUAACGAGUCGGAAUUUUACGAGUUGAAAGUACUCGGAACACACUCAGGCACUGCUCCCGAUUCAAUGCAACCUCACAUAAAUCAAAAGUUUUCAACACCAGAUAGAUACAAUCAUACUUCUAACAAUUGCGCUCAAACUUAUAAUUCUGGAUGGUGGUUUUCCAAAUGCUAUUGGUGCAAUCUUAACGGAGAAUAUAAAUAUUUCGGUAAUGAUGAGGAUGACUAUUGCAUUAGAUGGAACGCGUGGAAGCUUCAAUCGAUGAAAUUUGCACAAAUGAUGAUUAGGCCACUCGAGUGAAAAUUUAUAAUUAUUAAAAAAAAGUUGUAUAAAAAGGUUUUUUAGCAUCUCAAAUAAAUUAAAAAAUGUCUGUGAUGUGAUCAAAAUCUUGCAGUCUUUAAAUGAUAACUUAAAAUCAGAUUCUGUCUGUGACUGAUUUAGAUGUCAACUACGAGAUACCCAUUAAUAAUUUUCAAUAAGAGGAAAACCAACUAAAUAUACCAUACCAAAAAAUACUUAUUCAUGAUAUUAUUAUUUAUGACCACAUACCAAUAACUAUAAAAUAUACCAAAGACUGCAAGAUAUACUAUAUUGUCAAUGAAAGCAAUUAAUACCAGCUCAACAGCAAUCGCGUUUUGCCUUAGUAUAAACAUACAGACAGACAGACGAACAACACUAUAUCGUC
Messenger RNA from Drosophila nasuta, 1513 nucleotides. RefSeq names its product fibrinogen C domain-containing protein 1-like. The record is from RefSeq and is a predicted model, not a curated record. NCBI's taxonomy places the organism in Eukaryota, Metazoa, Arthropoda, Insecta, Diptera, Drosophilidae. The transcript is spliced from 2 exons. Bases 571 to 1128 code for a protein of 185 amino acids.